GGCUAACAAAACACAACCUAACAGCGGUGGAAGAGCCCUGAGAGAAACUAACGCAAACUCAGCACGCCUCACAGCGGCCUAACAGCAUGGAGCUGCUCAGUUAUGACGUUUAAAAGGCCUUUUCCUCACCAGCGGGGUUGCAAGGAUGAUGUGGGCGUGACAGCGCCAACCUGGUUGUAACAAUGUACGAGGUGAUGUCUGGUGAGACCCUGGCCUGGAAAGGAGCCAGUCCAAGACAAAGUGGCACAGACACCGGCUCUGAAAGCGAGUUCACUGAGGAGGGAGGACCGGUAAAAAUCCUCAAGGUGUGCUUCUGCACCAACAACAACCUGGGAAAGAACUUCAAGCUGGUGAAAUGUAACAGUGCAUGGAAAAUCCAGGCCAUCAUACGAUCAAUCCUGGUCAGCGGUCGAUUGGGGCCCAACGUUGAACUCUCAAACUGUUACGGUCUUUUAUUGAAGCACUUAAAGUCCGAAGAACUUCACUGGCUGCAUCCAGAUCUGACGGUUGGUGAGGUUGAACAACGCUACGAGAGUCAUCACGUGGAGGCUGAGUGGAGGUAUGACCUUAGGAUCAGAUACAUUCCGGUCAAUUUCCUGGACAGGUUUCAAAAGGACAGAUCCACCUUUCUCUAUUUUUACCAGCAGGUGCGUAGUGACUACAUGCAGUAUCAUGCCAACAAGGUCAGCGAUGGGAUGGCCAUGCAGCUCGGCUGUUUGGAGAUCAGGAGGUUCUAUAAAGACAUGAAUGCAAAAGGCCUUGAAAAGAAAUCUAACUUUGAACUGCUAGAAAAAGAAGUCGGCCUGGACCUUUUUUUCCCACAGCAACUGAUAAACAGCAUGAAGUCUAGGCAGCUAAGGAAGAUGAUCCAGCAAACAUUUCAACAGUACGCAAUGCUCAAGGAGGACGACUGUAUGAUAAAGUUCUUCGAGACCCUCAAGACGUUUAUCAACUAUGAUGAAGAGGCCUUUCCAUGUGAACUAGUGCAAGGCUGGAGUCUGUCUGUGGAGCUGGUCAUUGGAGGAAGGGGCAUUCGGCAACGUUCUCAGAAGGAUUCAGCGGCGUUAUUCCUAACUGACUUCAAACAGAUAAAGAAAAUCCAGUGCUUGCCACAGAGCGACGGUAAGGCGCUCCUAAACAUCAGCGUCGAAGGCGCCAAACAAAACCUGUCCAUUAGUGUGGCUACGGUCCCUAUGGCAGAGAACAUGAUGGAUCUCAUUGAUGGAUAUUAUCGGCUGGAAAAUGACACGGACGACAGCGUUAUUUACCGACCAAACAAAGACCACAACCCGGCACGGUCGUCCCUUCCUGACAUCCCCACAAGAGACCACAGCUCAGCCAGACACAGUAUGGGUUCUGAUAUUUAUUGUGAGAUUCUUGACGAGAGGCCAAAAUCAGCUGUGAAGUAUGGGAUUGAUAGAAGUGACAUUGUUCUGGGCCGAAUCCUCGGGGAGGGCUUCUUUGGCGAAGUGUACGACGGAGUGUACAAAAAAGCUAAUGGCGAAAGAGUCAACGUGGCAGUAAAGACCUGCAAGGACUGUUCACCAGACGUGAUGGAGAAAUUCAUGAGUGAAGCAGUUAUAAUGAAGAACCUGGAUCAUCCUAACAUCGUCAAGCUGAUUGGAAUCAUAGAGGACGAUCCUGUGUGGAUCGUCAUGGAGCUUUACCAGUACGGAGAGCUCGGUAACUACCUGACACAGAACCAGAACAAGCUGACGAACACAACCCUGGUGUUGUUCAGCCUGCAGAUCUGCAAAGCCCUUGUCUAUCUGGGAGGGUGCAACAUGGUGCACAGAGACAUUGCAGUUCGGAACGUGUUAGUUGCAAGCCCGGACUGUGUGAAGCUCGGAGACUUUGGUCUGUCCAGGUACAUCGAGGAUGAAGAAUACUACAAAGCUUCUGUUACUCGGUUACCGAUCAAGUGGAUGGCCCCAGAAUCCAUCAACUUUAGACGUUUUACCUCAGCUAGUGAUGUCUGGAUGUUUGCUGUGUGUAUGUGGGAGAUCAUGAGCCGUGGGCAGCAGCCGUUUUUCUGGCUGGAGAACAGAGACGUGAUUAACCAGUUGGAGCAGGGCAUCAGGUUGCCCAAACCAGACAACUGCCCUCCUGCUCUUUACUCACUCAUGACGCGCUGCUGGUCCUACGAUCCCGGAGAGAGACCCAGUUUCACUGAGCUUGUGAUCAAGAUCAGUGACGUCCACAAGAUGGAGAAGGAGGAAGCGGUAGAGAGAGAAAGAGACAGAGACAGAGUACGCACCACUAAGUUUUUUGAACCAAUGGUGAACUUUGCAGGAGCUCCCCCCAAGCCCUCAAGGACGAAGCCAAGCCGGUUUGGGAACACGCUCAAUAUCGGUCUACAUAUUCAGCUGAAUGAGGCUCUGUGUGCCAGCUCACCUGACCUGGCCAGCCCCUGUGAAUACCAAUCCCCGAUUGACUCCAGAAACACGCUUGCCCUGCCAGUUAGGUCCCCCCGUCGCCUCAGCUUAGGGGAGGGCGAGUUUCUGCAAACGGAGCCAAACAGUAGGAGGGACGCCCAGCAGCUGUGGCAGAAGGAGAGACAACACAUGCAGGACACUCUGAAGCUACAGAAAGAGCAGAUGAUGGAAGAUAGGAAGUGGCUGGAGAAGGAGGAGCGACUCCUGGUGGGAAACAGAGCAUCGCUAGCUUUUGUCAAUCCCCUCUCUGUGUCCCUGUGUUCCUCUGCUCACCAAUUCAAUGUUACCGUGGAACCUGACCGGAACAAGGCACCUUUGAAUAUAACCGAAACUCUUGUUCAGCCUCGAUGCCCCACUAAUAUUAGAUUGAAUGUCCCCCUGAUAACAGUACAAAAGAGAGGCCCCAUGUCUUUAAUCUGUAAAAUGAACCUGCCUGUUCUCUUGCAGGACCCCAUGGGACAAGAUGGCACUCCCAGCUCAAGGCCAACUGAAGAUGAAACUGAGCACGCUCCACCUGAGAAACCCCCACGACUCAAAGCACAGGCUGCUCCCACAGCAGAGAUUGACCGCUCUGAUGAUAAAGUAUACCAGUACGUUAUGGACCUGGUCAAAGCUGUUGUCCAAUUCAAGAAUGACAUCGCCGAGCUGAAGCCAGAACAAUACAUCACCAUCGUCAAGUCUGUUGGGAUGGCCUUAAGGGAUCUUAUCCACAGCGUGGAUGAUGUGCUGCCCAGUUUACAUGAGUCGGUCAGGACUGAGAUCGAAGGUACCCAGAAGCUGCUCAACAAUGACAUGGCCGAGCUGAUCAAAAAAAUGCACCUGGCCCAGCAGAACGCCAUCACAUCUUUAAAGGAGGAGUGCAAGAAGCAGAUGCUGGCCGCUGCACACACUCUGGCCAUGGAUAGCAAGAACAUGUUGGAUGCUGUGGACCAAGCAAGAGUCAGGGCAAAUAUAGCCAAGCCAGCGGCCCCAGAGUGAACUGCUUGUUUUCUGGUUUCUCUAACCGACUUUUACCAUGUCUGUAGUCGUAUUCGGGCCUUUUCAGAUAGUUUUGUAUUAAUAAGUAUGAGCCAACUGCAGCCUCUUGUUCUUUGGAGAACAAUCAUGUUUAAAUUUGAUGUUGCUGAUUAGCAAAGUGAGACGGUCAAAGAGUUUAAGUGUAAUGAUCUGAUUUUUAAGCAGCAGAGCAGGGUCACUCAGACUCCAGCAUGGACAUGGUCAAAGACUACGACGAGAUAUUCAUUCCUCUGCUGAAAAUUAAAAAUCUUUGUAAAUAC
Molecule: messenger RNA, 3712 nt
Organism: Fundulus heteroclitus (mummichog)
Lineage: Eukaryota; Metazoa; Chordata; Actinopteri; Cyprinodontiformes; Fundulidae
Gene: ptk2bb
Product: protein tyrosine kinase 2 beta, b
Exons: 30
Coding region: 183-3413 (1076 amino acids)
Biological process (GO): signal complex assembly; protein phosphorylation
Cellular component (GO): cytoskeleton; focal adhesion
Molecular function (GO): ATP binding; protein tyrosine kinase activity
Source: RefSeq, a predicted model, not a curated record